Molecule: messenger RNA, 2705 nt
Organism: Myotis daubentonii (Daubenton's bat)
Lineage: Eukaryota; Metazoa; Chordata; Mammalia; Chiroptera; Vespertilionidae
Gene: DHODH
Product: dihydroorotate dehydrogenase (quinone)
Biological process (GO): 'de novo' pyrimidine nucleobase biosynthetic process; pyrimidine ribonucleotide biosynthetic process
Cellular component (GO): mitochondrial inner membrane; cytoplasm
Molecular function (GO): dihydroorotate dehydrogenase activity
Source: RefSeq, a predicted model, not a curated record
AGCUCCGGGGGCGGAGAUGAGCGGUGUCCCUCCACCUCCUCCAAUGGAAACGAGGCAGAGGCGGGCCCAGUGGCGAGAGGACCAUGGCGUGGACACAGCUGAAAAAGCGGGCCCAGGAUGCCUUGAUCAUCCUGGGGGGUGGAGGACUGCUCUUCGCCUCUUACCUGACGGCCACGGGGGAUGAGCAUUUCUACGCUGAACACUUGAUGCCGACUCUGCAGGGGCUGCUGGACCCCGAGUCAGCCCACAGGCUGGCUGUUCGUGUCACCUCCCUGGGGCUCCUUCCUCGUGUCACAUUUCAAGACUCCGACAUGCUGGAAGUGCGAGUCCUGGGCCAUAAAUUCCGAAAUCCAGUAGGAAUUGCCGCAGGAUUUGACAAGCAUGGGGAGGCUGUGGACGGACUGUACAAGAUGGGCUUUGGUUUUGUUGAGAUAGGCAGCAUCACCCCAAAACCUCAGGAAGGAAACCCCAGGCCGCGAGUCUUCCGCCUCCCCGAGGACCAAGCCGUCAUUAACAGAUACGGAUUUAACAGUCACGGGCUCUCGGUGGUGGAACACAGGUUACGGGCCAGACAGCAGACACAGGCCAGACUCACAGAAGGUGGGCUGCCACUGGGAAUAAACCUGGGGAAGAAUAAGACCUCGGUGGAUGCUGCCUCGGACUACGCAGAGGGGGUUCGAGUCCUGGGCCCCUUGGCUGACUACCUGGUAGUGAACGUGUCCAGUCCCAACACUGCAGGGCUGCGGAGCCUUCAGGGAAAGGAUGAGCUGCGCCACCUGCUGACCAAGGUGCUGCAGGAGAGGGAUGCCCUGAAGGGAGCGCACAAGCCGGCCCUGCUGGUGAAGAUUGCACCCGACCUCACGGCACAGGACAAGGAGGACAUUGCCGGGGUGGUGAGAGAGUUGGGCAUCGAUGGGCUGAUUGUGACGAACACCACAGUGAGUCGCCCUGCCAGCCUUCAGGGUGCCCUUCGCUCCGAAACAGGAGGGCUGAGUGGGAAGCCCCUCCGGGACUUAUCGACGCAAACCAUCCGGGAGAUGUACGCACUCACCCAAGGCAGAGUUCCCAUCAUCGGGGUUGGCGGUGUGAGCAGCGGGCAGGACGCACUGGACAAGAUCCAGGCAGGGGCCUGCCUGGUGCAGCUGUACACGGCCCUCACCUACUGGGGGCCACCUGUGGUGGGCAGAGUCAAGCGGGAGCUGGAGGCCCUUUUGAAGGAGCAGGGUUUUCCCAGCGUCACAGACGCCAUUGGAGCAGACCAUCGGAGGUGAGGACACUGUUGGUGGGAAGCCCGGUCCAGACGCUUCUUCCCACUAAGCCAGGCGAGCCUGUGGCUGGAUCGAGAGGGAGGACUGUCUCAGGCCACAUCCGCAAACCACAGGGGCCCCUUCUGUGAGGCCAGGCGGGCUGUGAAAGCCACUUGCGAGGGUCCCAGAAUCAACACAAAGCUUUCUUCAGUCACCUGCCAGGAGGAACUGCAUCCGGGACCUUUUCCAGACUCAGGUCCCAGGAUCCUUUCAUAUCCUGAGGACAUGAGAUCUUUGGGGGCCGGGGGCUCAUGGAAAAAAUAAAGCAAUUUAAAACCUGGAUAAACCCAGCUCUUUCUGGAAGGUCCACCGGCUUCAGGCACUGCAGGUCCUUCCAGGCCUCUGCUAUCUGGGUCUGCAAUGGGUUUCCCAGAGCUUGACGCUUACGUUCUAUUUUUGUUCUUAUUUAAGUUUUAACUUAAUUUUGAAAACAUUUCAAAUUCAGACAAAACUUGUAAGAACAGGGCUUGUGGAUAGCUGUCCUCUCCGUGUCUUCACAGCCUCUUGUCGCUGAGUGUCUGUGUCCUGAUCAUUGCUUACAAGGACGCCAGUCAUUCUGGACUGGGGCCCACGCCAGUGACCUCAUUUUAACUUGACUGCCUCGCUCAUGACCCUGUCUCCAAGCAAGGGCACACUCUGCGGUAUCGGGGAGUUAGGAUUUCAACACAUCGAUUUGGGAACACACAACUCAACCCAUCACAAGAAGUCACAUGUCAUGUGAUGUGGGUGCCAUCAGGCACAUAAGAUGUGAGACGAGAGACUGAAGAGGUGUAGUUGUUAACUAAAUACAAAGAGAAACACCAAUCUUCUCAGUACUGGGAAGCACACGGGCAAGAGAAGUGCGAGCCUCGUCUGGGAAGUGCUGUGGUGCCUGGCACGCCUUCUGAGCCAACAGAAAAUCACCUUUGUUCCCUUUGCCUCAGGACAGACUAUUUUGAUUUCUCGGUAGCUUGGGGAGAAGCCCGGAGCUGCAAUAGCGAUAACGUGUCCUGUUGCCUCAUCUUUUCAUCUCAGCCUCAGCCUGGGCCUCCUUCUCCCCAUUCACUCUUUGCCAAGAAACAGGGAGCCAGUCUCCUGCUAUUUUUCUUCCAAAGAUUUUUUUCCUGGUUUUUAUUUUAUUAUGAAAAUACCUACUCAUUAAUAAAUUUAUAUCAUACAGCCCCCAAGUGAAAGCUGUCUACCUCUUCACCCCCUCCCAAAAUGAUUCCACUUCCCAGAGGUAAUUUCUGUAUCUCUAGAUAUUUCUAAACAUUUUUCUUUGUAUAUAUGAACAUCCGUAUCCAUUACUACUUUUUUAAUCUAGCUGCAUGCACAUAUAUAGAAAUGCUUCAAGAACAGUGCGAAGAACUGUUUUAAUACUAAGUCACCUGAGAGUAAAUUGCUGACCUGAUGCCCCAC